Molecule: messenger RNA, 780 nt
Organism: Talaromyces rugulosus
Lineage: Eukaryota; Fungi; Ascomycota; Eurotiomycetes; Eurotiales; Trichocomaceae
Exons: 1
Coding region: 1-780 (259 amino acids)
Molecular function (GO): ATP hydrolysis activity; ATP binding
Source: RefSeq, a predicted model, not a curated record
AUGCCAGCCCCACCCCGCAUCAUAGUCAAUAACCUCACGUACAUUUUCCCCGAGUAUCCCACUGGGGUCCGCAACAUCACGCUCGACCUCCCUCCAGGAUCACGAACCCUCCUCAUCGGAGCCAAUGGCGCCGGCAAAACUACCCUUCUCCGGCUUCUUGCCGGCAAGCGUCUCUGUCCACCCAAGGCCAUCAGCAUUGGUGGUGUCAACCCGUUUAAUGAGACUCUCGAAGGCGUAACCUACCUCGGUCUUGAAUGGGUCGUCAACCCCAUUGUCCGCAAUGACGUUGGCGUUCUGGAACUACUCCGCUCCGUAGGAGGAGAUGCCUACCCCGAGAGAAGGGAUGAACUUGUCUCUUUGCUGGACAUUGAUACCCGUUGGCGCAUGCAUGCUGUCUCUGACGGUGAGCGUCGCCGUGUGCAGCUCGCAAUGGGGUUGUUGAGACCUUGGACGGUGCUGUUCCUUGAUGAAAUCACUGUGGACUUGGAUGUUCUUAGUCGCGCCGAGUUUCUGGGCUGGUUGAAGCGUGAGACUGAACAGAGGGAGUGUACGAUCGUAUAUGCGACGCACAUUCUGGACAACUUGGCUGGGUGGCCGACGCAUCUGGUACACAUGAGCCUGGGUGCAGUCAAGGAGUGGGGUGAGGCGGAUAAGAUGUUGCAGGCCAUUGAUGGUACGGUGGGACGAACGGGAAAUAGUCGCUUGGGCGAGUUGGUCCUGGAUUGGUUAAAGGAAGACCUGAAAGUGAGAGGACCUCGAAGUAACCUCCUCCUUAAUUAA